Messenger RNA from Saccoglossus kowalevskii, 1423 nucleotides. RefSeq names its product telomerase RNA component-interacting RNase-like. Gene Ontology annotation, molecular function: 3'-5' exonuclease activity; 5'-3' exonuclease activity. The record is from RefSeq and is a predicted model, not a curated record. Lineage: Eukaryota; Metazoa; Hemichordata; Enteropneusta; Harrimaniidae.
AUGACGGCAUAUAAUCGUGAUGGUAAGACUUCUGUCACUAAAACGCCGACAAGUGACGCCGAAGAAGAUGAAAAGGUGAACAAGAAUGCUUUCACCAACGAUGGAAGUUUUAUGGAAUUGUUCAAAAAGAAAAUUGAGCAGGAACAGCGACGCAAAGCAACAAAUAAGUCCGAAGCGACGUCUUCCAGCAGUACGACAACUCCAGCUGACACGGUUGUGUUUACUGCGAACCAAACAUCAGAAGAAACAUCCAAUGCUGCUUCGACCACAGCCAAGAAAUCACGACUGAACUUUUUCGUUGGCAAGAGGAAAGGUCUGACGCUUAAGACUGGUCAAGUCAAGAAACAAAAACCUGAUGAUAAGUUGGAUACAAAAGGUAAAACAAGUGCAUGGACUGAGUAUAUGGCUGAAGUUCAAAAAUACAAAGCAACUUCUUGUGCUGAUGAAGAUAAAACCAGACCUUUAGUGAAAUAGAAUAUUAUGUGAAUACAAGAACAGUACAGGGUUGACAUAUUUGUCUCAUCUAUUGCCCCAUUUUGUGGGAUUGUUAAAGGGUGUGGUAUAUAGUAAAAUAAUGCACAAUAUUUGCAGUCAUGUUGUCACACAGCAUGUUACAAAUAUAACUACCAUAUUUGCUCUAUUACAAGCACUUGUAAACCAACACUUUGACCUCUGACUCACCUCUGUCAUUUACAUAUGCACAUGCGCUAUUAAUUGGGCAAGUAUGGUGACAGUAUGAACUUUCAUAUUGAUAGGUAGGUGGGUGAGUUUUGGAUGGGUAGGUAGGUAGGUAGGUUGGUUGGUUGGUUAUGAAAACGCAUUUCCAAGUGGAUUCCAUUUCCCGUACAGAUAGAUAUUGUGAUUCAAUGUAUUUUCAUCACUUGUUUCCAUUCGCACUAUUAGUUCUGAUUUAUAUAUAUCGCAAAUUCACUGCAGUUAGUGUAAAGUUAUGUACAUAACAGGCACCAACCCACCCGCCACUUUAUCUCCCCUACCCCAAGUGCUUGCUUACAGCGAAUUCAAAAAUGAUGAGGUAAUUCAAUCUAUUAAAUAUGCCAAAACUAUCACACUUGUGUUAUUUAAAUUUGUUACAAAAUUUAUUGAUUUGAUUACCAGUCAUCAUCUUUUCAUUUAUUUUUGCACUAGAACAACUGUCUGAAAAAAAAUGAUAUCAUAGAAAAAUAAUAGCCAUCAAUUGUUGCUAAUAAUUUGUGAGUACCCCGGUACCUUAUUUUCACUAUAAGUAACUAAACACAUUAUGAUAUGUGAUGAAACAUUUUUACCAUUGGAAUUAAUGUUAAAUGGCUCAUUGACUCAUUUUGUGUGAGAAAGUAGUUCAGUAACUGCACUGUUUAAUGGUAGCUUGUUGCCUUGCCAUUUGGAUUUCAUCUUAUAAUUAAUUGUAUUUGGAAAAGCAUUAUAA